Messenger RNA from Hemiscyllium ocellatum (epaulette shark), 4694 nucleotides. RefSeq names its product centrosomal protein 85 (gene cep85). Bases 109 to 2535 code for a protein of 808 amino acids. Lineage: Eukaryota; Metazoa; Chordata; Chondrichthyes; Orectolobiformes; Hemiscylliidae. The record is from RefSeq and is a predicted model, not a curated record. Gene Ontology annotation, cellular component: centrosome. The transcript is spliced from 14 exons.
UAACGGCUGAAUCGCCUCCGGCCUUGGUGUGGGCUAUUCUCUCAGCCCGGGUUUAUUGGCGGGUUGUCGGUAGGACGCUGGCUGGGACCUGAGGUGAAUUGAUUUCAUAUGGCUACUUCCAGGAAGCAUAGAGAUUCGAUUCAACAGCACACCAACGCAAUAGAUUCUGAUGUGAAAAGAGGAAUUUAUUGUGAAAUAGAGUGGCAAACACCAGUACUUACAGAAAAAUUUCAACGCAGGACAGAAAGGCGGCCCAGUACAGCAGACAGUGGGGACACUGCAUUAGGAACAUCUUGUUCUGAUAGCACAGAAGAUUUCUGCAGCUCCAGUGGGUGUUCCUCAUUCAAACCUAUCCGCUCACUGUCUGUCAUCCCUACUGCACAUGUCAUGCCUUCUACCUCCGGUAACACUUCAUCUAGUCUCCAUCCAGUGAGUGAUUCUGGUUUCAGUUCUGUAUCCGUACAGCCAAGUGAUCUGUCAGACACUCCGGAUCAAAGAUCUGGAAAGCAGUUGUCAUCUUAUUCCAAGUUGAAUGGGCUGGAUGUUUCUAACUUUGAGACCAGAGUGGUCAAAAUGGAAGAACCUUUUAUUGGUAUUAAACCUUUACCUGUAGAUUCAACAAACAGACCUACAUUGAAUGUGCUUGACAACUCCUAUCCAAAUACAGAAUAUUUAAGAUCAGAUGAGAUGGUACGAAAAUUUGAAACUCCUAAUAUCGAACCAACUUUGAAUCAGUCUACUUUUUUGAACACUAUGUACGACGAUCCUAGGCACAGAUUUCAAGAAUGCAGCCAAGCAGGACAAUCUCAUGAUAUUAAUGGAGCUGGAGGCAAGGAUAGCUGUAGUAUCUCCAAUAUGACUUUUAAAUCCUUACCAGAGAGCAAAAACGUGUCUGCUAACAGUGGGCUGUUGGGACAGAGAGCUUGUUUGCGACCUAAUGGUGCAGGCUCUGUUCCUGAAGGACUCCAUAGCUUACAUGCACAGCAAGCACUUUGGGCUCCGGUGUGGCUAAAAGAACAAGCACGUGGGAAACAGUAUGAUCACUCUAAUGAUAAACCUGGUGACAUAACAGCAUGGCAGCAGCAACAAUUGGAGAGCCUUCGGCAGCAAGUGGAACAAAUGCAGGUUUUAAACCAUGGAUCCCAUCAAUACCCUUCAGCCUAUUCUGCUUUUGCACAUCAAGAACUUAAUAAAUGGGAUCCACUGAUAAAAGCAAAUGAAAGCUUGUUGAAGGAGAAGGAGAUAGUUAUUGAAAGGCAGAAGCAACAGAUAAGUCAUUUGGAGCAGAAGAUGAGGGAGAGCGAAUUACAGAUGCACAGUGCCCUGCUGGGCCAUUCAGUUCCACUCAGUGAUGUCUGCAUACUCCGACUGCAGGAAUCUCUGCGGGAAAAUACAUUCUUACGAGCUCAGUAUGCUGAAAGGACAGAAACAUUGACAAAUGAAAAAUUAGAGAUGGAGAAAAAGCUAACAGGAACAGAAGUGGAGAUUCGUCGUCUGAAUGACAGCCUCAAAGAAAAUACACAAAAACACAUGGAUGAUAUGAAGAAAAUGGAAGAAAAGGUCAGAGGCCGUGACAAACACAUCAACAAUCUGAAAAGGAAAUGUCAGAAGGAGGCAGAACAAAACAGAGAGAAACAACAACGCAUUGAAACUCUUGAGCGGUACCUGGCAGACUUGCCCACCUUGGAUGACUAUCAAAAGCAGAGCCGACAGCUGAAGGAUGUGGAACUGCAGUGUGAGCUUCUGCACAGUACAGUGAUGGAUCUGGAGAACAAACUUGGGGAAUCUCGAGCACGAUGUCGAGAAAAAGACAGCAUCCUGGAGAAACAAAAGCAGAAAGAGUUGGAGCUGGUCUCCACGGUUCAUGGCCUCCAGGAGAAAGUUGCAAAGUGUCUGGAGGAUGGUGUGAGGUUGCCAAUCAUGGAUGUAGAGAAGCUGAAAUCUGAGAGCAACAGCCUCAAAGGAGAUUAUGAGCGAGCCAUGAAGAUCAUAGAUAAACAACAAAAAAGUAUUGAGCAGCUUACCUCACAAAUACAGGUUCUGGAAGAACGUGUGGCACAAGAAGAAGAAACAAGUCAGGGUCUUCGUGAGGAGCUAUCUGGGAAGGAGAAUGGAUCACUGUUACUGAAGAAGGCCAUGAAAGAGCUUUCUGCUCAGAAUCAGGAGUUAAUUGAAAAGAAUUUGACUCUUCAGGAACAGUUGGCACAGCUGGACCAGAGCAAGCAGCUUCCGUCUGAAAGCAUGCAUCUGUUGGGGAGGCUGCAAAGAGAGCUGGCUAGGAGCUUGCAUGAUCUUCAAGCAAUCUGUAACAUUCUCACUCAGAGAACCCAAGGCAAAGAUCCCAACCUCUCUCUGCUGCUGGGGAUCCAAUCGAUGCAGUACUCCAGUGCAGAAGAAGGGAACUGGCAGAACACUGAGCUACUGACCAAGAGACUGGCUGAAGUGAGGCAAUUGAGCAGAGACAUCGAUGAGUUGAGGACUAGGAUUUCGGAUCGAUAUGCUCAGGACAUGGGAGACAACUGCAUUACGCAGUAAAUGUGUGCACUGGCAGUGGGUGUGGAGGACACUGACUGGAUUUUUGUGUUGGAUUUUCUGGUUAAUGCCUUUUAUUGAAUCUAAUUCAGAAAAGAAGUUCACAAACUUGCCGCAACUAGGUUUCUUGUAAAGUAGAAACAGGUGAUCUAAUUUGCAGCUGUGAAACUUGCAUCAUCUUAACACAUUAAACAGGCAACUGCCUUCCUUUAUCUGCACUUCAAUAAGUAGUCAAACUUUAAAAUAAGUGCUUGUACACUCACUUUGUGUACUGUAAUCUUCUCAUUUUUAGUGAAAGUGGCAAUGCUGCCAAUAACUUGUGUAGUAGCAACAUACUCUGGAUGCUGGAGAUCUGCACUGAAAUUCAAAUGCCAGGAACACUCAGCAGGCCUGAAAACAGCUGGAUUAGGAGAAUGGUUAAUAUUUGUACAGCACCUUUUCAAACUAAGGUAUUACCUCUGUUUGUUUCUUCGCAGAUGCUCAGUGGCCUGCUAAGUGUUUUUCAGCCAUUUCUAUUUUAAUUUUUAUUAAAUUUUUAUAUUUGGUGACAGCUCCGAGAUUGUUUGUUUGCAAUUCUGUUAACUCCAGCAGAAGUUGAGAAACAGUGAAAAUGUAAUCCUAGGGGUGGUUAAUCCAGUCUUUUCAGAGGGUUAUUAUAAUUAACCAUUUUUGAGACAAAGCAUGAACUACUUUUGUAGCCAACUCCUAUUAAUCUUCUCAGGUGUACACUUCUUUUUUCAGAUAUAAAGGAAUGAGUUGCUUCAUUGUCAAUUUAACAGUGUAUCAGCAGGGCAGAUGGAGUUUAGGGUAAUACUUCCAUUGUUUAACCACUCCAAUCUCAUUUAGGAAAUUGACAUUACCUGGAGCAUAUUCUGGCAUUAUUCGUGAGACUGAGAUACUGAGUAGUAUGUUGCAGGCUGGAUUGUAAUGCAUCUGUGUAUUUACACUAGCCCACACUGAUUUAAACUAUAUAGUCAUUCCCAUCUCUUUCAUUUUUAAAAGUAGUGAAGGUGGCUUUCAUCAUCAGAAUGAAGUAUUUUAGCCCUGUAGCAUGGACCAUUUCCAAUACCCAGUUACUAUAGCAUCCAAUCCCAAGUCAGGACUAUAUUCUCCCCAGUAGCUUUUUGCCCUUUCCUGUCUGUUUCCUAACUUCUCAACGAAACCCGUUAGAUAAUGUUUUCACUUCACAUCCACCUCCAGGAUCUUGAUGAAAAUUGGGAGCUUAGGAAUUGAAUUGAGAUAACGGCUCAUUGCCAGCCCCUCAUAACAAACUAAUAUUCUAACUUGUGCAGAAAACAUGAAAUCACAAUUAUUUUAGAGGAAUUCUGGUCUUUCAGUAGUCCUGACAGUCUCUGAACUGGACCACAUGCUGGUCUGUAAAGUUGAGAUUUUCAAAUUAUGCACUAGCAUAGUAUGAAAAGAGCAUGUCACUGUUGCAGUGCUUGAUUGCGCAUCUAUUAUCAUUCACUGUGCAGAGAGAAGCCACUGAAGAUAAUGCAUUUAACCUUGUGUAAAGUGCAUUGAACAAAUCCCAUGGGCCAGUAAUGAUCAAUGGUUAUUUGUUAGACCAGGAAAGGCUGCACUCAAGAUCCUUGCCUGCCUUAGGGAGGGGUGCUAACUGAUGCAUCAUUUUUCUGCAGACAAAUGAAACUAUAUAAUAUGCUGUGGAUUUGUAACUGUAUAAUCUAAAAGAUUUAAUUUCCACAUCCCUUGUCUGCAUUUUCUGACAGUUUUGCUUGUUUUCAGUUGAUUUCCAGCAUUCAAAGUCUGUUUGAAAUCUUGCACUUCUGUACUUUUUAAAGAUUAAUUGAAAGGAAAUACUCAUCAAGUAACACUAAUCUCUUGCCUUGUCCAGUAUCCUGCUCAGUGAAAGGUUUCCUUUGUAUAAUGUCUGUCUGAUACAAAACUGGCCAGUUUCUGAACUUCUACCCAACCACGAAAUGAUUUUAUUUCCUCAUUCAUAAUGAAAAUUAUGAAUACUUCAGGAUACUGAAUAAUUCAUGUGUGAUAAGCGUACCCUGCGAUUGGAACUACUGCUCAGGAUAUCUCUAAUUUUAUCUGAACAGGAUCAGUGUGAUGGAGUGAAACUCGCACUGCCUUGCUUUGCCUUGAAAAGAUGUUUGUUUGUACUAAUUUUAUUACAAUUUUUGUACAUUUUUGAU